CGCGUGCGGUGACGCCGGCCCGGAGUGAUGUCAGGAGCGGGCCCGGUGGCGGUGGGCGGGCCUUAAACCGGAGCGCCCGGCGCGGCUCGGCUCGGCGCCCGCCCCUGCUCCUCCGCGCCCGGCUCCGCGCCGCUCCGCCCCCGCCUCGGCGAGGAGCGCGGGCAGCCCGCCGGCGCCGCGGCCCCGCUGCAGUCCCGCUCCGGCAUGCCCCUCGCCGGAGGAGCACCGGCCGGUACGGGACCCCGCCGCUUCGAGCCCCGCUCCGCCGGGCUCCGCCGCUCGCUGCGCGCCGGCAUGAAGCGCCCGGCGCCGGGCAGCCGCCGCUGAGGAGCCGCGCGGCGGCAGCGGGACCCCCCCCGCGCCCCCCCCCCCCCCCCCCCGCCCCUCCAUGGGGCAGCGCCGCGGCUGCUGAGCCCCGCGCCGCCGCCCGCCGCCCCCUCCCCGCGCCGCGCCCCGCCGCGCCCCGCGGCCCCCGCCUCGCCCCGCCAUGGGGCCGCGGCACCUGCUGCUGCCGCUGCUCCUGCUCUCCCUGCAGCUCCUGGCCCUGCUGCUGGCCGCGCAGGCGGCCGGGCCCCCCCGCGCCAAGGGCAACCGGACCCAGGGGGCGGCGGCGCCGCGGCGGACCCCGAAACCGGGCAAGGAGCUCCUCAACCAGACGCUGGCGGGCCCGGGGGCUGCCGCCCCCACGGCGCUGCCCGGGCGCGGCAGGGGCGCGGGCGGCGGCAGGACGCCCCCCGGCGGCGGGGGCGGCGGCGGGGGCUCGGCCCCGGCGCACGAGACGUGCUGGGGGUACUACGACGUGAGCGGGCAGUGGGACAAGGAGUUCGAGUGCAACAACAGCCUUACGGGCUUCCGCUACUGCUGCGGCACCUGCUUCUACCGCUUCUGCUGCAACAAGCGCGCCGAGAAACUCAACCAGAGCCUGUGCCGCAACUACAAGAGCCCCGAGUGGGCCCACCCCACCACCGCCAGCGGCGCGCUGCCCGCCGACGGCAGCAACGGCGCCGACGGGGACGCCAACAAGUACGACCCGGACAAGGACAGCACCAACGCCACCGUCUACAUCUCGUGCGGGGCCAUCGCCUUCGUGCUCAUCGCCGGCGUCUUCGCCAAGGUGGCCUACGACAAGGCGCGGCGCCCGCCCCGGGAGAUGAACAUACACAGGGCUCUGGCUGACAUCUUAAGGCAGCAGGGACCAAUCCCAAUAGCACACUGUGAAAGAGAGACUAUCUCGGCCAUAGAUACCUCCCCCAAAGAAAACACCCCAGUCAGGACAUCUUCCAAAAACCAUUACACCCCUGUGCGCACCGCCAAAAGUAACCCAGGUCACUAUGGAAAGGAUAUUUAUCGAAGUGGAGGGCCAGAUCUCCAUAAUUUCAUCUCCUCCGGGUUUGUCACAUUAGGAAGAGGACACACGAAGGAUGACCAAGAACAAAAUUAUAAUCACCUGAUACUAAACAGUGCCACCCAGACACCUACACAUGACAAGCCGCGAAUGAACAACAUCCUUACUUCUGCCACUGAACCCUAUGACCUGUCCUUCUCCCGGUCCUUCCAGAACCUCUCUCACCUCCCACCAUCCUAUGAGUCUGCCGUCAAGACAAACCCAAGUAAAUAUUCUUCUCUGAAGAGACUAACUGACAAAGAGGCUGAUGAAUACUACAUGAGGAGGAGACACCUGCCUGACUUGGCAGCCCGCGGCACGCUCCCUAUCAACGUCAUCAAAAUGUCUCAGCAGACCAACCACAGGGACAGGCCUCGCCGUCCCAUCAGGGCCAUGUCCCAGGACAGAGUGCUCUCUCCUGAGAGGAUCAUGCCCGAGGAGUUUAGCAUGUCCUAUGAACGGAUCCUCUCAGAUGAGCAGCUUCUGUCUGCAGAGCGCCUCCACUCCCAAGACCCCCUGCUCUCCCCAGAGCGGUCGGGGUACCCCGAGCAGUCUAUGUCGCGGGCAUUGUCACACACAGAUGUCUUUGUAUCAACACCUGUCUUGGAUCGCUACAGGAUGACAAAAAUGCACUCCCAUCCUAGUGCCUCAAAUAACUUGUACAAUACCUUAGGUAUGAACCCAACCUCCGCCAAGCGCCAAGCAUUUGCCUCCCGACGGCACAACACGGUAGAACAACUGCAUUAUAUUCCAGGACACCACCAUCACUACCGCACAGCGAGCAAAACAGAAGUGACUGUUUGAUAUGACCUCGUGCAUUGUAGAUACUCAUUAAGAACUGGGGUGGCCACAGCACCCCGUACUGCAGUGGCCUUAUAGGCCAAGAUAACCUCUAAUAACUCAGUGUCUGAAAAGACUUCUCUGACAGUCCCCUCCACCUUAUUGUUUUUAAAGCCACCCUUUCAUCAGUGACAUAAGAAGAACUCAAGCAAGCGAACAGGCGAUAGAGAGGGAUAACAGAGGAAAUUUCCUGAUGUGCAUCAGUUUCUGUCAAAGAAAGCCAUAGUAGUAGAUGGCUCCUUCCAAGGGCUCACCUGCAUUAUCUCAUUGUUUUUAUGAAUUUAGGACUUCUCAGUUGCUACGAGUAGAAGCAGUCUUAUGCAGCCCAAGAUAGGGAGGAGGAAAUGCAGCACCCCAUCCUGGCGGGAAGGGGUCCUGUUCUCAGUCCUCAUGUCUGGCCUUUCUGUAGCAAGUAGGUAAGCUUCUGGCUGCUGGGAAUCACCUCCAGACUGCGCAAUGUCAGCCAGCACCCAUACAUCUGUUCUUCCUCACCCUUGGAGUGAAUUCAAGGGCAGACUUUCCUAGGGGACUGGCAGAUCUAGGGACAAGAAUAGACUGGCUGAGAAAUAAAGUUUUAGUUUAUAUUAAAUAUACUCAUAAGAUAAAAAUAUACUAGUGCCUACAAAUCGCCUGCUCUCUCAGUGUAGGAAGUAGUGGGGUUGAUGUGUUCAAUAAGCACAAAUAUGCUGAAAUGCUUGUUAGACCCUUUUCUCCACUCAUUCUAGUAUCUUGGUGUCUCCAGCAUGUAAAUAGGAAGGAGGAAUAGGAUUUCUCUUCCUCCAGCUUCUUGCCACUGCUGACCCUAAAGCACCAUAAUUCGUUCAGCUUCGCACUGCUGACCUGUGCUGGGGGAAGUCCUGACUCCACCGAGACUCCUGCAAGGCAAGGCUACCACAUAUUUCUCUGAGCCUGGAUUUCUCCCGUGAAGUUUCUUUUCCUGAUAGCAUUUUCCACUGGCCCAGUUCCCCUUUUUCUGAACAUAUUUUCUCCUAUCAGUUACAGCCUAGAGCUCCAUAUGUAGCAGAUCUUUUUCUAGCCCUUAGCAGAACCACAAAGCUGAGGGUGUCUGUCUACCGAAAAACAGGUCGGUAAUUUUCCAUGAUUUUCGCUCCAUGUAAUGGCCCCCAGGAAAACCUCCCAAAUUCCAGUUCCACUGAGUACAAUCCUAACCAUGAAGACAGUUACAUUUCACGCAUAUAAAUUAUAUAUCCAGCAUAAUUAUAAUAAAUGGGCAUGUUGUAUAUCUGAUAUAAUGCUAAUUAGAUACUGUAUAUUUGUAAAACCUUUAAAAUGUAGACUCGUGGGUCCAGAAUUUGUGAGAGUUUUAUCUUUGGCUUUCUAGCCAGAUUGGGCUUUGCCUUGUUUUCUCUUGGUUUUGGUUUGGGUUUUUUUCCCCUUGUAUUUCUGUUCCUAUCAAAUUCUGUAGAACUAACUCACACUAGAACAUACUUCUGCAGCCAGGAAAGGGUCUCAGAGGUUUUGAAGGCCAGCUAGACCCAGUGCUGUAACCGUUAGUGCUGGACACGCUCCAGCACUCACUGUCUGUGGUGUGCAAAGUCCCACCACAUGCACACACCCAUGCCGUGAAUCCGAACAGCAGGCGUGUUCCCUCCUCCAGGUGGAGUGACGACUGACUUCAGGCUGUAAACACGUUCCCAUACAGUACUUCUCUCUUCAUGGCCUACAUUCACGUACUGAGUCUUUUCCUACAUGUUUUUUCACUAAACAUUUAAAUUAGCUCUGCCCUUCUCCCUUUCCUCAAAUACCUCCCACCUCCUGGCCUUAAUUACGGUCCCAGCUCAACCCGUUGGUCCUGUAGCAUGCAAUGAUUGCAGGUUAUUGUGAGCUUGAGUCUUGUAUGGAGGCUUACGGUGCAACAUCAGUUUUUUCUGGUGCAGGGCAGGCAGGAGGAGCAUGCUGUCUUUAAAAGUAGGCCUCAGUGGGGUGGCCGUGUGGCCUUUCUCUUUCCCAGAUUGUCCUGGGGCUGCUUGUUCUAGUUCAUGAGCUUUCUUCUGCCCCACCUGAUGGAGACUGUGUUCGGAAAGGACUCCAUCUGUGAGAAGUGCAGGGGCUUUGUUUGACAGAAACUGAGCUGGGAAGGAUGAGACUCUGAUUUAGUCUCCAUGGUUCAGAUGGUCACUACCAUGCAGCCUUGGGCAAAAUAUAUCUGGGCAACAACCAGAACUGUCUGUGGAUCAGGGUGGCAGUUCAUGGCAUGGGAGGGAUGAGAGAGAAAAGGCUCACACCUCAUUUCCUGACCCCUUCCCUUGAUGGACACUUGUCUCCCCUGACUACCUCCAAGCACCUCAGCUCAGUCACUGGAUCUUUCUUCACAGAAGGCAAUCCCUGUGAAACUGUUGCGCUUGCUGGCCUUCCCACAGACUGGAGUUUGUGACCCUUGCGAAGAGAAGAGAAACGCACAUGGCUGAUGGGGAGGCGGUCCCUGCUGAGGUUCUGGGGCUCUUCCAUUCUCUCUUGGCCCAAGCAAAGCCAGGGUCUCCCCUCUACAAGGAGGGAGAUGUGAACACUGUGGGAGAGGAGAGUCUACCCUGGAGUCUCCAGGAGUUGAGGUGGCAGAGCUGGAGGAGCAGAGAUGACCAUGUGAGGCCAUGGCUGGGUGAACACUCCUCUCCUUCCACUUCUAUAGCUGUAUGUCUCAAGCUCUAGUCUUCAUCUAAAUGUUCCAUCAUGAAUGAAGAAGCUGCUGGACCAGACACAAAUAUGGAAAAUUUUCACUCAAGUAGCCCGUGCAGAUGCUGUGCUGUGUUCCAGGCCAUUUGACCUCCGAGCCUUCUCUUAUUCUGACUGACAAAUAUCAUAGGCCCUCUGCUAAAUUGUCAUACCUGGGCAAUAAUCCUCCAAAGAAAUCUUAGCCCCAUUUCCUCAUCUCUUCCAUCCAUUCAACUGUUUCAAGCAGAUGUGUCCCAAAAGAACAAUCAAAAAGACUUUCUAGGCCAAAUCCCUUCAGGGACUCUGCCACCUCCACAGAAAAUUUUCAGCAAAUUUCAUUGGGAAGGCACCAUGCCCUGGAUGACCACAAUUUGUCCCUACGCACCGUGUGUUCCUAUGACUUGCUUUGUGUGCUGGCAUCGGUUGGUAGCUACAGCAAUGGCACUUCAGCACACGCAGGUGUUCUUAGGUCAUUUUUCCUUAUUCCUCAAAGAGUUUGUCCCUGAAAGGACACUUGGUCCAGGACCGGGUGUCAUGAUCCACAGCCUGGUCCCCAGCACUUCGGUUCCCUGUGGUCAACAUGCGAUGAUAAUGGUAACCCUUUCCUGUUCCACAGAGGCAUUAUGAGGGUUCAUACCAUGAUGUCUAUGAAGUGCUUUGAGACCUUCUCACAAAGACACUGUAUAACAGCAAAGCAUUUUUAUCAAUAACAUUGUUUUCCAUCAUUGUCCUGCCACAUCACGCCUGAUGUGUUGCAAUCCAGUGUCUGUCCAGAAUGAGAGUGCUGGGGUGGGGGGAUGCAGCUCUCCAGAUACCCCAUUGCUCUCCAUCUGGUCAGGGUCCCUAGCAGGCAGCAGCUCUAAGGGGUGCUGUUACCUGCACUUUGACCUUUCUGCUUUCUUCUCCUCAUGUGUAAGUCACAACAUUCUGCACUCAGGAGAAAACCAGGAAGCAGUCCCAUUCCUCUGUACAGUAAAAUAUAAUCUGCCUUGAUUAAUUUAAUAUACUCUGAAGAAUUGAUCUGUCUUUUUGUCCAACCCACAGGUGGAAACACAUCUGUGGAGCGUCCAGUUCCCAGAGUGCAUGUGCAGGGACUGGGGGAGGGUGAUGUAGAAAAGUUUAAAUUAUUUCCUACAAACUGAUAAUUAUUUGCAUCCCCCAAGCAGUGACACACAAUAGUGAGCUGCACUGGAUUUUAUACAACUCUCUCAUUAAUACAGAUACAUGUAUGUAUAUGUAUAUAUGCAUAUAUAUACACACAUAUAUAUACACAAACACAUAUAUAUACACAUACAUACUGUAAAAUGCAGUCAUUAAGUUCUGACUGACCCUGCACUAAUCUAAGCUUCCAAACUAUAUCGAGUCACUCUUUGAAAUGUGGAAAACUAUUUUUAAUGAACCACACAGAUCACCACACGGAAUGGAAAUUUUGUCAUAAAAGUCUUCUAAUGCCAGUGAAUCAUGUUUUAAGGAAAAAUGAAAUAUUUUUCAAUGUUUUGAUGUUCCUUUUAUAAAUGAUGAUCUGUUACUU
Phalacrocorax carbo (great cormorant) is the source of this 6425-nucleotide messenger RNA. The record is from RefSeq and is a predicted model, not a curated record. NCBI's taxonomy places the organism in Eukaryota, Metazoa, Chordata, Aves, Suliformes, Phalacrocoracidae.